GGCAGAGAAAAAGAGAGAGAGGGAGGGAGAGAGAAAUGGACAUAGGAUGUGCUUGGUUGACAUUUGGCAAAAACAAAUCAAGACAGAAGAAGCCUGAUGAAAAGGACAGCUGAGGAAAAUCCGAUACAUCUGGGAGUUUUCUGGUGGACAGUUUCAGGAUGACUGUCACUUAUUCCAGUAAAGUAGCCAAUGCCACCUUCUUCAGUUUCCACCGGCUGCUGCUGCGCUGGAGGGGAAGCAUCUACAAGCUUCUGUACCGGGAGUUCACUGUGUUCGCCCUGCUCUACACCGUGCUCAGUGUCGUAUACAGGCUCGUUCUUUCUGACUCUCAAAAGAGAUUAUUUGAGAAACUUUCCAUGUACUGUGACAAAUACGCAGAGCAGAUACCUGUUACCUUCGUCCUGGGUUUCUAUGUGACUCUGGUGGUGAAUCGAUGGUGGAAUCAGUUUGUUAACCUUCCCUGGCCCGACAGACUCAUGUUCCACAUCUCCAGCUGCGUUCAAGGCAAAGAUGAAUAUGGCCGACUGCUGCGCCGGACGCUGAUUCGUUAUAUCAACCUUACCUCCCUCCUUAUCUUCCGCUCUGUCAGCACUGCUGUCUGCAAGCGCUUCCCAACCAUGGACCAUGUUGUUGAAGCAGGUUUUAUGACUCCAGAGGAGAGAAAAGUGUUUGAAAAUAUUCGUUCUCCUCAUCUAAAGUACUGGAUCCCUGUCGUCUGGUUCUCCAACCUGGCGUCUAAAGCUCGGCAGGAAGGACGAAUCCAAGACAGCAUCGACCUCCAGAACUUGCUCAAUGAGAUGAAUCAAUUCAGGACUUGGUGUGCGACUCUUUUUGGCUACGACUGGGUCGGCAUUCCACUCGUUUACACACAGGUCGUCACUUUAGCAGUGUACACUUUCUUCUUUGCUUGUCUGAUUGGUCGGCAGUUCCUCGACCCCGCCCAAGGUUACCAAGGUCAUGACCUGGACCUCUACAUCCCUAUCUUCACCUUGCUUCAGUUCUUUUUCUACGCAGGAUGGCUCAAGGUAGCAGAGCAGUUGAUCAACCCGUUUGGAGAGGAUGACGAUGACUUUGAAGCUAAUUGGAUCAUCGACAGGAACCUUCAGGUGUCACUCCUUGCUGUGGAUGAGAUGCAUAUGGAUCUUCCUCAUAUGACCAGAGACAUAUACUGGAAUGACAGUGAAGCACGACCACCUUAUACUUUGGCUGCUGUGGACUCAUGCAUCCCUUCAUUCCUCGGCUCAACCACUGACAUGGGACUCUCAGACAUCUUACAGUUUGAUGAUGCUGACGUGAGCGACAGUCGUCCACAGCAACUGGACUCUAUUCUGGCUCGACGGCAAGAAUCAGUCCUUGGUCGAGUGCAACGGUUGUUUAGUGUUCAGGAGCCCCCUGACCUCCGACCUCCUCGGCCCAUCUUCAAAAGGCACAGCAGUGAUGCAACAGGCAGCUUCUUUCCAGAUUUUGGGGUCAAUCCACGUCCAGACAACAUCGUUCCUCCUUCCACCCUGGUCAUGCCUCACCUUACCAUGGACACUCUGUCUACACUGAGAGAGGUCAGCAGCAACCCUCCUUCCCCUGACACCCCUCUUUCUGCUGUUUUCCCUCAGCUAGUCAUUAGCCCACCACUGUUCACUGAUCACAAAGUGGAUUCAGAUAGCAUUGGCGAAGUCACAAAGCCUCAGAAUGGACUGGAUCACUCCCCAACUGAGGACGUUCCAGGCUUGGAGACCCCAAGAACUGGCUCCUCGGUCUGUUGCUCUCCCACUCAGUUAGGGCCCAAGAAAUUUCGUUGGACAUCUGUCCAUCGCCCACAAAUUCGUCCUCGACGCCGUCAGUUCUCCCUCCAGUUCUCCAGACAGACGUCAAAGGGGUCGGUCCGUAGCCUGCCAAGCCCCAAAGCCCUGGGAAAACGAAGAAGAGGCCUGGCCCGCUUCCAGUCCCGGCACUCACCUGGUCCACCUAGCAACACUUUGCAGAUCCCCGACCCUGAAUACGACCAUGACUUCCAGGGAAUGGAAGGGACUGAAGGCAAUGACAAUGAACAAAGCAACAAAACAGAAGAGAUCAGAAAGUCCAACUCACAGUCAGAGAUGUCAGAAAACAAAUGAGAAAAACAAAGGAGACUCUGCCCAGUUAGAAUUAAGGCAACGUCCGAGCUCAUAAGUUUGAUUUGCUUCAUUUUGUUCCUUUGAAGAAACAACUGACUGAACUACUUCAAACACUGACUUUGUUGGCAGGUUUUUAAUAGAAGGAAAUAAACUUAAAAACAAGCCAAAAAUGGCACAUGGAAGUACACAAACAUACAGAAGAAUAUCAUUAAUGAAAUUCCAAACCAGCCUGAGUUUUGUGGAGGAAAUGGAACUUUAACAGCAACAAUGAUUGAGUGAAAUAUGUUGAAAUGUCCUGCAAUCAGGAAGUAACCAGUUUUUAUGCCUUAAUGUUUUUUAAGGAGAUAAUAACAACAACAAACAUUAUAAUAAAUGAGAUAAGCUACUAAGA
Molecule: messenger RNA, 2502 nt
Organism: Sphaeramia orbicularis (orbiculate cardinalfish)
Lineage: Eukaryota; Metazoa; Chordata; Actinopteri; Kurtiformes; Apogonidae
Product: bestrophin-3-like
Exons: 14
Coding region: 159-2111 (650 amino acids)
Molecular function (GO): chloride channel activity
Source: RefSeq, a predicted model, not a curated record